Messenger RNA from Colletotrichum navitas, 585 nucleotides. RefSeq lists its product as uncharacterized. The record is from RefSeq and is a predicted model, not a curated record. Bases 262 to 510 code for a protein of 82 amino acids. Lineage: Eukaryota; Fungi; Ascomycota; Sordariomycetes; Glomerellales; Glomerellaceae. The transcript has a single exon.
UGACCUCAGUGGUGUGUGUUUUCGGGCGGUGGCGGUCGCCCUUUUCCUGUUCCUGUUUGCUUCCUGUGCUUCCGCGACGGCAGUUCGCGGUAUGGCACGCAGCGCCCAGGCGCGCCAAGUCGCCAGCGUGGGAAACAAGCAAAUUCCAAGUCUUUCCACGUCUUGUCCCGUGGUCUUGGCGAUCCAGGACAGGGCCCGACAUGCCAAGCGACCGGGGUGAAGGCGCACAGCUGUCAUAAACCGUCGUAAAGUAGGAGUGUAAUGCCAUGUGCCACCUUUCUCUUGGCCUUUUUUCUUUCCAUCUUCUUGAUGUUGGUCAUGUCGCUCUUUUCUGAUCAAUCUUGCGGUGUUGAGAGCAAUGGAUAUGCGAUUGAGGUACCGGUACCUCCUGAGACGCCGGCCAGGGAGCCAUGGUGGCGCACCGCCGCCCAUGGCACGACAACAAGAUCAAAGGCCAAAGGAGAAGGGAAACCCCCUGAGUUGGGAUCACGAGUAUGGUCACAUGACUAGCUUUCCAGCCACUUAGAUUCCUUCUCCGGCCUUCCCAUGGCGCAGCCAUCCCUGACUCAAUCCCUCCUUUUCGCU